GUAAAACUUAAUGGAAGCUAUUCCGGAAGGAAAGGACAAGUUUAUGUGCCCAUCAUGCAUGUGAGUAGUCAACAAUCCUGUUGAAUGACUCGAAUGAGAGACUCCAUUCUGUAAAGAAUGCUUUGAUUCCUGGUUCAAUAACACCUCUGAAUGCAUGCAAUGUAGGAAUAAAGACGGAUGCAAGAAACUUAAUCGACACUUGAAAGCUGAGCUUAGCAGGACUAGUUUCCAGUGCACUAGAGGGUGCGGUCAGGAAAUUUUGUAUGAAAAGUUUCACGCUCACGAAGAUAGUUGCGAUGGAGUUCUAGUAGCAUCAGAGAACAGGGAGUCCAUGAUUAUACCAGAGAACUCCAAGUUAAAAUAACAAGUUAUUCGUGCUAGAUAGAGAAAAGCCUGAGCUUUUGAGAUAUGAUACAGAGAAGAACUCUCGUAUCAAGGUAUCGUUGGAGUUUACAAAGGACAGAAAAAGCUCAUUCCCCUCACAAUUCCAAUUUGUCUUUUUCCGACCAAUAAAUAGAAUGUUUGUAAUCGGAGGAAGCAAUAAUCCAACCCCAAAAGUUGAGAAAUGGAUUGUCAUGCAGAGAGCUGGAGCUGGAGCAGCAGUUUUCGAGGAGUUCUUGCUUAACACAUCAAUGACAGGAUGGGAGAUCCUGACAGACCAUUGGAAAGUUAUCAGGAAAUUCGCUCUAGGAUUACCAAGAUAUGCCCAUACCUCUAUUGGGAUAGAAAAUAAUUAUAUCUACUCGAUCGGAGGAAAGGAUGAGAAAGCAUCAACCAUUGUGGAAAGAUAUGAGCUCGAUGGCAACUCAGAAGUUCAUUGUGAGCUUAAUUUUCCUAGAUACUAUGCCUCAGCAUGCACUUUUGAUGAGAAAUAUAUUUAUGUAUACGGAGGAUAUGACAAUACUACGAAGCAAAUACUGAAUAAAAUAGAGAGAAUCGACCAUCUCAACCCUGAAGUUACUCCUUCUCUUUAUGAGCUAGAUGUAAAUGAUUUGCCAUGCCUCACAGGAAGUUUAUUGAGCCAAUAUAAUGAAAAUUCGAUCUUGAUCCUUGGUGGGAGAAACAGAAAGUUCAACUCAAAUGCAUAUUAUUUCGAUUGCCAAGAAUUAGCAGUAAAAUGUUGUAGUCUGAGAAGUAAGAAUCCAAAUAAGAAGAACUUGUUUGCUUACCAAUCUGAUUACACAAUAAUUGAGAAUGAUCAUGGAAACGACAGAUUCGUGUUCUAUAUAGACUCUUUAUUGGAUGAAUACACCCUGAAAAGUUUAGUUCUUUAACUUUUAUUCAAUAAAA
This is a messenger RNA of Moneuplotes crassus, 1290 nucleotides long. The record is from the annotation of a GenBank genome assembly. Lineage: Eukaryota; Ciliophora; Spirotrichea; Euplotida; Euplotidae.